Messenger RNA from Eurypyga helias (sunbittern), 3213 nucleotides. It is a transcript of the gene CCDC18, whose product is annotated as coiled-coil domain containing 18. The coding region runs from base 1 to 3213 and encodes 1070 amino acids. The record is from RefSeq and is a predicted model, not a curated record. The transcript has 24 exons. NCBI's taxonomy places the organism in Eukaryota, Metazoa, Chordata, Aves, Eurypygiformes, Eurypygidae.
AUGGAGUAUAGCAUGCGGACUAGCUCUCAAAGUGCUGCUGCUGAAGACCCGCUUGCAAAUUUACAGUCACUACAGGAUCAGCUGACAAGAACUGAAAAAAAACUACAAACCGUAGAGGAAGAACUUUGCAGCACUAGUACAAGUGAACAUUAUGGUGACUGCUUCGAUGAGGCUGUAGACUUUACUCUGGAGGACCUUGUUCUGCCUAUUUCCAACUGUAUGAAGAAUGCUGGUAAAACGUAUUGCCAGAAUUUUCAAACAAAACCUGAAGCUUAUUCAGUAUCCACAACUUCGAAUACAACUGUGGAAGAAAAUGUUUAUCUUAAGGAGAAGCUGGAUGCCCUUCGUGAGCAAAAUGCGUAUUUGGCUUCUCAGAACCACUACCUAAAGCACAGAGUGGAAACAAUGAACUUCGAAUUGACACAGUCAAAAAGAAGAAUUUCUUAUCUUGAAUUGACUUUAGAUACACAUUCAGUCAGCAUUCCGAAGUUAAAAGAACAGAUUGUAAACCUGGAAGCAGAAGUUUCAGCUCAGGAUAAAAUUCUGAGAGAUGCAGAAGAUAAACUAGAUCAAAGCCAGAAAACAGGAAUGGAAAGAGAAAGCAUGUUGCAAAGAUAUAAAAAGGACUAUAAAAAUCUGAAAAUGGAGUUAAUUGAACAAUGCAAGCAAAGAAAGAGAGCAGAACAGCAAAGAAAUGCAGCUUUGUUGAAUGCGGAAGAGCUGACAAGGGCUUUCAAAAAGUAUAAAGAGAAAAUAACUGAAAAGUUAGAAAAGGUUAAAGCUGAAGAAGUAGUCUUGGGAAAACGUUUAAUCAAUUUUGAAAAAGAAAAAGAGAAGCUGAAUGAAAAGUGUGUCAGCUACAGAAAGGAUCUAGAUAUCCUAGAAGAGCAAUUAAGGCAACUAAAGGAAGAGAAUCUUAGUACAAAAGAGAAAAUUAAGACUCUGGAAGCCAAGAACACUGAAAUGGUAUCAAUGCUGACUCGGUCUGAUCAGAAGAUCAUUGAACUUGAGAGUGAACUUAGUGAAAAAGAAAUGGUAAUCAAAGAGAAAAAUGCUCUAAUAAGUGAAAAUGCAGAGCUGAGAGCACUUACAGCACAACAACACAAUCGCUUAAAAUUGUGCCAUCAAGAAAUCGAAGAUUCAAGGAAAGAGCUCAACAUACUAGAAACCAUUAUUUCCCAGUUGUCUCUAAGUACAUCCGGAGAGUAUAAAUGGCAUCACUUCAAAGACCAGCUCUCCAGUUCCUCAACGAAAGCAGCGCUCUCUGAAUCUUGUUGUGAAUCAAAUGUACCUUUGAUUGCAGAUCUAAGCGUUAAACUGGCAGCGAAAGAAGCAGAAAUUCAAAAGCCUUGUACAAACUUAACUGUCUGCAAUGGAGCUGAGCAUCUUUCUAAUGAUAGCGAAGGACAAGAUAGUAUGUUAUAUGGCCUGGAAAGAGAGCCUGUGAAAUUGAUGAGAAGUCAAGGAGAGAGAAGAAAGUGUCAGCAGUUGGAAUUUAUCAGCAAUCAAUUUCAAAAGGAGAGGGGAAGAUUCCAGGAAGAGAUAGAAAAGUUACGCACUAAACUGACAAAAGCGGAUGACGAGAAUUCUUCUUUGAAGACCAGCAUGGCUCAGAGGGCCAGUCAGUUUCAAAUCAUACAGGAAGACCUAUUGAAGAAGGCUUCAAAAACUAGAAGCUUAGAGAGAGAAAUAACAAAGAAAUCUUCUCAACUUUCUGCACUUGAGAAACAUUUGGAAGAAAAGACUAUUGCUUAUUCUGCUGCUGCAGCAAGAUGUACUGAGUUGGAACAGGAACUCAUGGGGAAAAACAGACGCAUUCAUGAGUUGGAAACAACUAUCGGGGAUGAACACGAGCAAAUAAUUUCUGCUUUUGAAAAAGAAAAGUUGGUUCACCUUCAGCAGCACAAAGAGAUGGAGAAACAGAUUGAACUGCUUCAGGCACAGCUAGAGAAGAAACACCAACAAAUCAUUGAACAAGAGACAGCAAUAUCAGUGCUACAGCAAGAUGUUAUACAUAAACAGCAUCACAUUAAAUCAUUGGAUAGACUGCUGAAGGAAAGCAGAGAGGAAAUGGAAAAUCAAAAUGUUAGGAAAGAUCAAGGAUUGAAGAUGCUGAAAAGUCAGUUAACAGAAGAAACAAUCAAAGUGAGACAACUUGAGUCAGCACUAGACAUACGUAAGGAAGAAGUUACCCUGUGUUUGAGUCAGUUACAAGAAAAGGAUAUAUUUGAAAACCAGCUCAAAAAAAAGUCUGAAGAGGUUCAUUAUUUAAAGAAAGAAAUAAAACUAAAAGAUCAGAAUAUUCAGGACACAAGUGAACAAAAUAUUCUCCUGCAGCAAACUUUGCAUCAUCAGCAGCAAAUGUUACAGCAAGAAACUAUUAGAAAUGGGGAGCUGGAAGAUAAUCAAAUUAAACUUGAAAACCAGGUAUCCAGUUUGGAACAAGAGCUUCAGAAGCAGAAAGCAUAUGCAGAGGAUGAGUUGAGAAAGGUAAAGGAGGAACUUUGCCUAGCUGCUCAGGAAGCAGAUUUAAACAGACAGAAGGUGGAUGAACUUAAUAGUACAAUCAGACAAAUUAAAUUGGAAUUGAAUCAGUGCAAGAAUGAACUUCUUGGUAUGGAAAAAGAAGUAGUGCAGUUAAAACGAGAUGGUGAAGACAAAGCAAUGCACAUAAAUCAGUUGGAUAUUACUUUGGAAGAAGCACGAUCAGAGCUCAAUGAAAAGACAAAUGAAGUGAAUGAUUUACAAGAUAAGCUGCUUCAAAGUGAGACUUGCCACAGGGAAGCCUUACAGAAAAUAGUAGAACUAGAAUCUGCAUUACAGAAUGCCCAGUCCUCCCUGGAGAAGAAGCAUGUUGCUAUCAUGGAUCUAACAGCUGAGCUCAGGUAUUGCAAGGGAGAAAUUGAAGACAAAAAACAAGAACUCCUUGACAUGGACCAAGCAUUGAAAGAAAGGAAUUGGGAACUAAAACAAAGAGCAGCUCAGAUUACACAAUUGGAUAUGACCAUCACUGAACAUAGGGGACAAAUGGAACAAAAAAUAAUUCGAUUAGAGUGCAACUUAGAGAAGUCAGAGUUGAAAAUUAAGGAAUGCAAUAAACAGAUUGAGAGUUUAGAGAAGAAACUCCAGCAUUCUAAAAAUGAGCUUCGUGAAAAAGAGUUUGAAUUGCUCCAGAGAGAUCAAGAAAUAAAUCAGUUGAAGAAAAAAACCUGA